Molecule: messenger RNA, 2191 nt
Organism: Alexandromys fortis (reed vole)
Lineage: Eukaryota; Metazoa; Chordata; Mammalia; Rodentia; Cricetidae
Gene: Fstl3
Product: follistatin like 3
Exons: 5
Coding region: 41-811 (256 amino acids)
Biological process (GO): negative regulation of activin receptor signaling pathway; multicellular organism development; cell differentiation
Molecular function (GO): protein binding; activin binding
Source: RefSeq, a predicted model, not a curated record
GCGCCCGCACUCACAGAGUCCCCGCUGCUCCACACUCGCCAUGUGUCCUGGGGCACUGUGGCCGCUGCUUUGGGGAGCCCUGGUCUGGGCGGUGGGAUCCGUGGGUGCCGUGAUGGGCUCGGGGGAUUCCGCGCCCGGUGGUGUGUGCUGGCUCCAGCAGGGCAGAGAGGCCACCUGCAGCCUGGUGUUGAAGACAGAAGUCAGUCGGGAGGAGUGUUGCGCCUCCAGCAACAUCAACACAGCCUGGUCCAACUUCACCCACCCGGGGAAUAAAAUCAGCCUGCUGGGCUUCCUGGGCCUGGUGCACUGCCUGCCUUGCAAAGAUUCCUGCGACGGCGUGGAGUGUGGCCCCGGCAAGGCGUGCCACAUGGUGGGGGGCCGUCCACACUGCGAGUGCGCACCCGACUGCGAGGGGCUUCCCACGGGCUUGCAGGUCUGCGGCUCUGAUGGCGCCACCUACCGAGACGAGUGCGAGUUGCGCGUGACGCGCUGCCGUGGACACCCGGACCUGCGGGUCAUGUACCGAGGCCGCUGCCAAAAGUCCUGUGCUCACGUAGUGUGCCCACGCCCCCAUUCAUGCCUUGUGGACCAGACCGGCAGCGCUCACUGUGUGGUGUGUCGUUCUGCCCCCUGCCCGGUGCCUUCCAGCCCCGGCCAGGAACUCUGUGGCAACUACAACGUUACCUAUAUCUCCUCGUGUCACCUGCGCCAGGCCACCUGCUUCCGGGGUCGCUCCAUUGGCGUUCGCCACCCAGGCAUCUGCACAGGUGCCCCCAAAGUACCACCAGAGGAGGAAGAGAACUUCCUGUGAGCUGCAGCAGCUGGGCCUGGGAUUUGAGGCUGUCCCGAUUUUAUUUAUUGUCACAGAAAAGAUUCUAAUUUAUGUCACGCGGACAUUCCCCAAACCUGGCCUGAAAGCACUUGGGGUCCCCUAGGAUCCUGAGCAUGUAUCACAAGGACGGAAGGGAGGUUCUAUAAGAGUUGUAUGUGCCAUCACCAGGACUAGGACCAAGUUAGGAUCCCAAGGAGGGCAGCUUCACGGAGACCCCUGCUUGAUCUCUCUGCCUGCUUUUUUCAGACUGGAGCUGAGUCUCAGGGCACGGUCAGUGGUAGUGUGUCCGCCUCAACUGCGGUUCACACAGGGCCUCUCGGCCUCAGCCCAGAGAAACCCUGGGUUCUUCCCUAUUCGCUCCACUUAAUGAGGGACCUAGUGGGAGCAUCGGGCCAUGGCUGACUGACAGGCCAGGGUAGCCAGUGGCUGCCAGGGCUCACUGUGCCCUGAGCACUUCAGAGUCACUCUAGUGCCUACCGCCCUGCACAUCAGCCUGGUGCUGCUUGGGGCAUGACCCUUCCCUCUGACAGCUGCCACUCAGAGUUACACAUGUGCCUUGAAGGGGACCACGAAGAAUGGAGAGCUGUAGCUCAGCAGCUACAGUGCUUUCCCAGCUUCCACCAGGCCUGGCCUUCAUCUCCAGCACCACGUAAAACAGACACGGGGGCACAUGCCUGUCACCCCAGCACUUGGAAGAUAGUGGCGGGAGGAUCAGGAGUACAGGGCCAGCCUUGGUUGCACAAUGAGUUCAAGGCCAGCCUGAAACCUUAUAUCUCUAAAAAACUUAAAAAGGGUUGGGUGGGCCGGGUGGUGGUGGCACACGCCUUUAAUCCCAGCACUCGGGGGCAGAGGCAGGUGGAUCUCUGAGUUCGAGGCCAGCUGGUCUACAAGAGCUAGUUCCAGGACAGGAACCAAAAAGCUACUGAGAAACCCUGUCUCGAAAAUCAAAAAAAAAAAAAAAAGGUUGGGUGGUUGUAGGGCCAUAUUAUACAGGCCCAUAUUUUUACACGCCUUUAAUCCCAGCUCUUGGGGGGCAGAGGCAGGCAGAUCUCUGAGUUCAAGGACAGCCAGGGCUGUUACACAGAGAAACCCUGUCUCAAAAAAAAAAUAAAUAAAAACUUUAAAAAGAAAGACAAAAUGUUCAAUCAUACAGAGAAUCAUAGGAGCAUACAGAGCCCUCCAUGUGGGGGAAAGGAUUUCCCAGGGUCUUUUCUAUUAUCCUCCUUCAAGUCCUCAGCUGGGCCUUUCUUGCAGUAUCCCAAAAAGUGUCCUUAGCAGGUAGCCGAGGCAGCCUCUCCCACCCUGGGGUUCUGCCUCACCAAAGAAAUAAAGACAAUAAAACCACUAUGGUGACCAGGA